AUGAAAAGACUAAAAUGCCUCUCGCGGAUGGAAGCAGUCCCCAAACUGGGUCAUCGUGUAUCAUCGUGGGCGCAACACCACCAUUUCAUUCUCGUCAUCUCUGUAACUGCAAUGAUGUUCAUUGGUACCUUCUGCGUCGCUUCCAUGCUAGCGUUCGAACUCGACCUUCAGCUGGACACGCAGUGGGACGGAAAAGUGGAAGAUUUCCAGUACUCCGAAGAUGGGACGUACAUUGUUCCAAACAUCGUGCACUUCAUCAGACUCGGCAGUGCAUCCUUGCAGUUCGUGGAAGUCGUGUGCGUGCGGGCGGCGUGGUUACAGCAACGGCCCGACCACCUCAUGAUUCAUUGCGACGAGUGCAACGCAACCGUGAACAGUCCCUUGUGGUACCUCAUUCGGGACAUUCCGGAUCUUGUUCUUGAACCUGCCAAGAGACCUACAGAGAUCUUCGACGUCAAGUUCAGCUCUCUGCAGCAUGCUUCUGACGUAGUCAGGGCUCAGGUGCUGAUGAAGUACGGUGGAAUAUAUCUAGAUAGUGAUGCCUACCUUGUUAGGAACCUGAAUCCUUACCGCCGAUACGAACUGUCCAUGGGAUGGUCUCCAGGGGAGUUUGUUGGCACGCAAGUGAUUGUAGCCCAUAAGAACGCUCGGUACCUGAGACUCUGGUACGAGUCCUACCGUCUCUAUCGACCGAGCAUAUGGUACUGGAACGCCGGAGAGCUUCCCACGAGGAAAUUUUUGGCUUUGAGGCCGGAUCUCGUGAACCGUGUUGAAGCGGACUUUGGAGUAAGCGAAGACGUGGCGAUUACGCUUUACUUGGAAUGUAACGACAAGUGGAGGAACUUUUCGGCCUUUCACCUCUUCUUUCGGCAUAGGCGUAGGAUGGUGCCAUCGGAUUUUAAGAGGCACAAGGCGGUGACGCUUCAAACUUUGCCCAAUUACGACAGAAACUUUGGUCAGAUGGCGCGUCUGGUGCUCUCUGGUAGCACGCGGCUUGGCGCGAGCGCGAUAAGAUGUGUUGAGUGGUUUUCCAAGAACCAACUGGACUAUUCUGAUCGCAACUGUUUUUGA
This is a messenger RNA of Ixodes scapularis (black-legged tick), 1071 nucleotides long. RefSeq lists its product as uncharacterized. The transcript has a single exon. NCBI's taxonomy places the organism in Eukaryota, Metazoa, Arthropoda, Arachnida, Ixodida, Ixodidae. The coding region runs from base 1 to 1071 and encodes 356 amino acids. The record is from RefSeq and is a predicted model, not a curated record.